CUCAGCUGGCUGCAGGCGGUGUCUUUAGGUUCCUGCAGUGUUGUGGUUAAAACAAACAAAACAAACAAAAAAAACAAUAGAAGAGCAGAGAAGCAAACCCCUGUCGAUGGGAAGAAGCCUUCAGCAACACAGACACUGUUAAUCACUCAGGGCCAUUGUGGUCCUGUCCUGUAAACGGCGCCAGUGCGGGCGGGCAGACAAGAAAAAGAAGAGGAGAGCGAGAGGAGGAGGGAGAGAGGGGGCAGGGUGGCUGCAGGCGGAAAGAGGGGAAGAGAAUGGUUGGGGAGCAGCCUGUAUGCCCACCCCAGCUCCUGCUGCGGGGCUGGGGGACAGUGCUGCUGUCUCAGUGCUGGUCCUCCGUGUCCUCCCAGGUCCCGGAUCCUGAGCUCUUACCCACAGAACCCCCGAAGAAGCCAGACCCCGUCACUUCAGAGACCGUUGUUUUCUGGGGGCUGCGGCUAUGGCAGGUCAUCGGCAUCUUUUCAGUGUUUGUUUUGGCGGUUGUUAUCACUCUGUGUUGUAUAUUCAAAUGCCGAAUCCCGAGAACCAAAAAGGAAAUAGAGGCACGACACGCACAAAGACAGGCUGCCAAGAAAUACGCCAACACUUUAGAGACAGUGCCACCGCUGAACGAGCUGACCGAGAUCCCCGGAUCUGCGAAAGCAGAGGAAAAGGAGGAGGUAACCACAGUCUCCGGCAAAGUGGACGGCGAGAAAGGAGAGAAGAAGCCCAAGGAGGGCAAGAAAGAGGGCAAGAGUGCCAAAGAAGGGAAAGGAGAUGAAAAGGAUGAACCAACAAAGAAGAAGGGGGAGAAGGGGGAAAAGGGGGAGAAAGGUGAAAAGGGAGCGUCCAAAAAAGACACGGAGGGAAAAGGGAAGAAACCUGCAGAGAAGGGAGACAAAGGGGAGAAAGGAGAAAAAGGUGGCAAAGGAGGGGCUAAAGGGGGGGCCAAAAAAGCUCAAAAGUGAACUCUGCCUCGCUGUGAACAUAAAAAAAAAAGACAAUUUCCUUAUUUUUGCCCCCUGCAAACAUUUGGAGCACAUUUUUUUUUCUAAUUUGUACAAAA
Messenger RNA from Mugil cephalus (flathead mullet), 1066 nucleotides. It is a transcript of the gene tmie, whose product is annotated as transmembrane inner ear. Lineage: Eukaryota; Metazoa; Chordata; Actinopteri; Mugiliformes; Mugilidae. The record is from RefSeq and is a predicted model, not a curated record. The transcript is spliced from 4 exons. Bases 276 to 968 code for a protein of 230 amino acids.